AUUGAGGCAUUUUCCACUGCUAUUUUCCUUCUCAAUAUUCUCAAUAACUUCUAUCAAGCUAUCGUCUCACAACAUGAGCAUCAAUCCCUCUUCCCCAGUAUUGGUCGACCUCUCUACCUUCGUGCUUGACACAAGGUAUAGAGAUCCGUGGACUUCUGAUUUCACCCGGUGCCUUGGAUUUGCUGCCCGAAGGAAGGAUGCUUGUGAUCAACAUAUUUCGAAAAUCAGGGCUAAAAAUGCCACAAGGUUGAUGAAUGAUUUCAGCAAACUACAACAGUGCCCGCAUGAUGAAGAAUUUUACAAACAUGUCGAUGAGUUUCUGUCAAGCACUCACUGCUACGCUCAUCUACCGGAUGUACGAUCUAAAUUUCUCAAAUGGAAGGCCGGUAGCCACACUUCGCUUCAAGAGCAGGUGGAGCUCGCAGAAACAAAAACCGGCCCAAUGCAAACUCCAACCAUGGAUUCCAUUUCGGUAGAAGCCUCUCCCCGGCAGAUUUCGGGUUGCUCCUCGUCCACGAGUGUCGACGGAUCUACGCCAUCUCAAUCUCAAAACACAGCAACAACCCUCGAUUUCAGUGAAUCCACAGCAGAUUUCAGCAGUCUCUCAGUCACGUCGGAUCCAAAACCGACCGUAUUUGGCAUACAAAAGAGCGACGGCACGGCCAAGACAAUUUCUGAGCCAGUUCCAACAAAGCACGAUUACAAUCCGCCGCCGCCUCUUAGGGAGCGUGGUCCGAAAGGUCCCAUCUCAAACGAGAGUGAGCCAUCUGAUGAGGAAAUCAAUCUCAUGGUUGCCGAGCUUGAGAGCGAUGAGAAAGAUCUGGAAACACUCGAACGUUCCAAGCAACGCCUCACGAUAAACCGCUCUAAAAGCAAGCUUGUGCACUACAUUCACCGGCCAUUCAACCAAGACGACAGGAGGACUGGUGUUGUAUAUGUGCUUAGACAUGUCAAGAAUGAGGAAAUCAUCACGGUCGGUUUUUCGAGAGAGCACACCAAUAAAGACGGGCUUCUUCAGAGUGAAAGUUGCUAUGCGAAAGACUCCGAGAUGGUCUAUCAGAGUCAAGAGAAAUUCUUUGGUGCAUUCAGGGUAACUAACCUUGUAAAGGCAGCUCUGAAAGAAAGUCGGCAUCUGAUUUCAGACUGCGCGCACUGCGGCAUGACUCACGAGUGGUUCCGGGUCACUCGGGCUAAGAUGAUAGAGGCCGUUGAUACUUGGACAGCGUUUGUCAGAUCUUCAGCAUACUCAGAUGGGAAGUUGAGCGAAGCUGGUCAUUUAAUGACGGAUGUGUUGGUUGACCUAAGCUCAGCGCGUGUGGCCGUGGUCCUGAAUGAGUUUGGUGCCGUGGCGGAGAAGACUGAAAGGGACCCAGCUGAAUCCCAAGCCAAAACCACAAGCCCUGCCAUUAUCCCACAGAAUUUUGAACCGAGAGAAUUGCCAAUUCGCCGAAAACCUGUCAAUGGUAUUGCCGCGGAUAAGGGAAGCCUGUCAGAUAUUGGGGAGGACCAUCCUUCGCUACACGACUCGGACAAGAUAAACCUCGACUCUCAGAACAGUCAGCCUCCUCUGAAAUCUCCAACUGAAAUUACGGAACGAAGGAGAACAUCGAUUGGUAAAGCCUGCCGGAAAACGGCAGAAACAGUUGUCAAAAGAGCGAAAACUGUGAAAGCUGCUGUCAAAACAGCUGCUGGAAGUACCAUGACAUAUUUCCGAAGGCGAAGCAGUAGUGAAGAAUUUGCAACUGAUGUUAAAAGCUUAGGGCAAGAGCUGGGCACUAUUUUUAACAAGGUCUCCCUGCAAUUCAACGACAAGAUGGAUCAGACUCAUCCGAGUACGUGGUCGCCAAGGAGCCGGGACAAAACAAAGUAGCAAACGGUUGUUUGGUGACAGGGGCGGUUCAAGGAGGGGGAUUAUUUGCUUCAAAUUAAUAAAAUAAGAUAACUA
This is a messenger RNA of Ilyonectria robusta, 1945 nucleotides long. RefSeq lists its product as uncharacterized. The transcript has a single exon. Lineage: Eukaryota; Fungi; Ascomycota; Sordariomycetes; Hypocreales; Nectriaceae. The coding region runs from base 74 to 1870 and encodes 598 amino acids. The record is from RefSeq and is a predicted model, not a curated record.